UGUGUGUGGAGGAGACGAGGAGGGAGAGGGGGAGACAGCUCCCGGGACCACGGAGCCGCCCGGCUCAUCCAGGAGACGCAGCGAUUUAUGCUCCUCACCGUCAACACAAUGAUCUUCAUGUUCGCUGGGACGUCUAUGGGGAUGGCCAUAGCUUGCGUCGUGGACAUGAAUGCCCUGCUAGACCGGUUCCACAACUACAUCCUCCCGCACCUUCGGGGCGAAGACCGAGUCUGUCACUGCAACUGCGGCCGACACCACAUUCACUACGUGAUCCCUUACGAUGCUGACCAGUCGGUGGUGGACUCGUCGGAGAAUUACUUUGUGACGGACAAUGUGACAAAGCAGGAGAUAGACCUGAUGCUGGGGCUGCUGCUGGGGUUCUGCAUCAGCUGGUUCCUGGUGUGGAUGGAUGGCGUUCUUCACUGUGUGGUGCGGGCUUGGAGGACCAACAGACGAUACGUGGUGGAAUUCACGGCCACAAUCUGCUCCCAGACCAGAGGUGUCCACGUUGAAUACCCAGCAGCGAUGGGGAAUUGUGUGGGCACGCACGGGACACAGGCACUCCAGUCACUGCCACAGAUCACGAUUGCCGUUAGAUUUUCCUCCGAGACCCACUGGGUGAGCAGAUAA
Molecule: messenger RNA, 630 nt
Organism: Leucoraja erinaceus (little skate)
Lineage: Eukaryota; Metazoa; Chordata; Chondrichthyes; Rajiformes; Rajidae
Product: transmembrane protein 240-like
Exons: 4
Coding region: 88-630 (180 amino acids)
Source: RefSeq, a predicted model, not a curated record